This is a messenger RNA of Talaromyces atroroseus, 2088 nucleotides long. RefSeq names its product Nucleolar protein 9. Gene Ontology annotation, cellular component: preribosome, small subunit precursor; 90S preribosome; nucleolus. Bases 1 to 2088 code for a protein of 695 amino acids. Gene Ontology annotation, biological process: endonucleolytic cleavage in 5'-ETS of tricistronic rRNA transcript (SSU-rRNA, 5.8S rRNA, LSU-rRNA); endonucleolytic cleavage in ITS1 to separate SSU-rRNA from 5.8S rRNA and LSU-rRNA from tricistronic rRNA transcript (SSU-rRNA, 5.8S rRNA, LSU-rRNA); ribosomal small subunit export from nucleus. Gene Ontology annotation, molecular function: RNA binding. The transcript has a single exon. The record is from RefSeq and is a predicted model, not a curated record. Lineage: Eukaryota; Fungi; Ascomycota; Eurotiomycetes; Eurotiales; Trichocomaceae.
AUGCCACGCGAAAAGCAAAAAAGAGGUCGCCGUGCGCAAGAGAAGGAGAGGCAGGAGGAAGGCAAGCGAAAGCUAGAAGACGACUAUGAGGGGGAGCCAGCGCUCAAAAGACAGAAACCGUCGGCAGACGUCGAGCCCGAAGAUUUCAUACCAUUCGAUUCCGGUGAACAAGACGUCGAAACUGGGAACCACGAUGACACGCCUUUCUACGGCCUGCUAGAUACUGAGGAGCAGGAAUACUUUUCGAGAGCCGCGGAAGUCCUCGAGUUGAAUCAAUUUCAGACUGCCGAAGAACAGAGCAUCUUUGUUGAAAGUGUGUAUGAAGAAGCCAAGGGAAAGGAAUUGAAGAUCGCAUGCAGCCAGUCAUGCUCACGUCUUCUUGAGAAGAUCAUUGCUUUAUCCAACACAGAUCAAUUACGACGUCUCUUUGGGAAAUUCCUUGGACAUUUCUUACAUCUCGUACAACACCGAUUUGCAAGUCAUUGCUGUGAGACACUCUUCAUCAAGGCAGCACCGGCACUAAGUCUUCAGACACACAAAACAUCUAAUGUGACGAAAAAGCAAGUUCUAGAAAGUGAAGAAGAGGAUGAGUCGCCUCUCUCGUUGGUGGAUAUGUUUCUCCAGGUCAUCUCAGAGCUGGAGGGAAAUUGGGGCUAUCUGUUAACUGAGCGUUUUGCAUCUCACACAAUCCGUGUUCUUCUCCUUGUUCUCGCAGGCGAGUCUGUGGACCUAUCUUCCAAGGGCUCGCUUGUUGCGAGUAAGGCAAAAGAGGGAGUUGAGGUUUCUCGCAUCGAGGAACAGGUCCAGGUCGCCUCCAAAAAGCCCGCUGGUGUUCCCGACGCAUUUGUUGAUGUUCUGAAGAAAGUCAUGAAUGAUAUGACCUCUGGACUGGAUGACACUUACUUGAGAGCGCUAGCAACUCAUCACAUAGGAAACCCGGUUUUACAGCUUUUGGUAUCAUUGGAGCUAUCGCACUUUGGCAAAUCUACAGCGAAGGAUUCGCGCUCCGUUCUACGACGAUUAUUACCAGACGAUACCCUGGAGGAAGGUACACAGAGCGCCAUUUUCUUGACAGGUUUAUUAUACGACCCUGUGGGUUCGAGACUGGUCGAAACCAUUGUGCGCUCUGCGCCUGGGAAACUGUUCAAGAACAUACAUAAAAACAUCAUCCGCGAGAGGAUUUCAUCGCUUUCCCGCAAUGAGAUUGCUUCUUAUGUUCUUGUCCGUUGCUUGGAAAGAAUUGGCCGGGACGAUUUACAAACGGAUUUGGAUUUGAUUGUGCCUGAAAUACCCAACCUCAUAGAAAAGUCACGACUCACUGUGCCAAGAGCCUUGAUCGAGCGGUGCUUGAUUCGCAAUAUCGACACGGCUCCUCUUGCUAAGGCGUUGGAGGCAUCAUUUGAUAAAGACCCGGCUAAGAGGUUGCAUCAUUUACUGGAAGUGAACAGUGCAGACACCCCCGUGGAGGAGACAGCUGGAUCUUCUGAGAUGCCUUUCCAGGGAGCAGGAAAACAGAAGUAUGCAUCGCCAAUACUUUUACACAAGUCACUGCUUGCACAGUCAAUGCUCGAGGCUCCCGGUCCACUGAGUGGCCUCGUUUAUUCAGGACUACUAGCGAUUCCCACCGACGAAAUGAUAGCUAUGGCCUGCAAUUCGAUGGCUUCGCAUGUUUUGCAAAAGGCUCUUACAGCAUCGACUUCCACUAUCCAGUUUCGCCGCCAGUUUGUCCCUCGGUUUUCUGGCCACCUCAAGCAACUUGCUCUCGAUACUAGCGGAUCUCAUGUGGUAGAUGUCCUCUGGGAAGCUUCAAAAGACAUCAUCUUUGUCAAGGAAAGAUUGGCACAAGAAUUGGCCAGCCAUGAACACGAUAUCCGUGACUCUUUUAUUGGCCGAGCGGUAUGGAAGAAUUGGUCCAUGGAUGUCUACAAGCGACGACCAGGAGAAUGGAAAUUAAAGGCAAAGGAGGCCAAUAACCAAACAAAGGCUUCUAAUGGUGAUGAAAAGGCGCCAGUGAAGUCAAAAAUACAACUUGCCCGGGAAAGAUUUGACCUUUCAAAGAAAUCGGCUAGUGUAGCCAGCAAGUCUUGA